UUAAUUUUAAAACAGCACCCUAAAUUUUGCUGCGAUGUACAUAUUUUAUUAACUUUUGUUGAUGUUAUAACUUGUCUGAGACACAGCAUCGAAGCAACUGCGUAUGGGGUUUCCCUUCGUUUAGUAUUUCUGGACCAUGGGAACUCUAAUGGGGAAGAUCUUGCUUCAGGGCACGUUAAUGUUGACCUCCAAUUUGACGGCGGUGCUGUGUGUCGUCGUGGUGAUCCUGUUAGCCCUGAGGGGCCGGGAGCGCGGCACCCCCCAAGGACCAAGCUUCCAGCGGCCCCCGGGGCCGACCCCCUGGCCCCUAGUGGGGAACCUCCUCCAGAUGGGGGCCCAGAUGCACCUCUCCCUGACCGGGCUGCGGGCGGAGUACGGGGACGUCUUCCGCAUGAAGAUGGGCUCCCUGGAGGUGGUGGUGCUGAGUGGCUACGGAACCAUCCGGAAGGCCCUGGUGCGGCAGGGCGAGAGCUUCUCCGGGAGACCCCAGCUCUUCUCCUUCUCCGCCGUCGGCAACGGGACCAGCAUGACCUUCAGCGAGAAGUACGGCGAGGCCUGGGUCUGCCACAAGAGAUUGUGCCGGAACGCGCUGCGUUCCUUCUCCCAGACGGAGGCCCGGGACUCCUCCUGCUCCUGCCUGCUGGAGGAGCACGUCCGGGCGGAGGCUCUGAGGGUGGUGGGGGCUCUCCGGGGAAGGGGCGAGGGAACGGACCCCGCCGUCCCGCUGGUCACGUCCGUCGCUAACGUGGUGUGCGCGCUCUGCUUCGGCAAGCGGUACGAACACGACGACAAGGAGUUCCUCAGCAUCGUCCAGAUCAACAACGAGGUCCAGCGGCUCUUCGCCUCGGGGAACCUGGCCGACUUCUUCCCUGUCUUCCGCUACCUGCCCAGUCCUUCCCUCCGCAAGCUGUUGCAGUUUAUACACAGGAUGAACAGCUUUAUCGAGAAGAACAUCCAGGAGCACCUCACCACGUUCGAUAAGAGCUGUAUCCGGGACACCCUGAUCACACUUAGCGAGGACAGACAGGAGGAUGGACAGACCAGCAUGCUCUCCAACACUCAGAUAGUGCACACCGUCAAUGACAUUUUUGGAGGAGGAUUUGACACCAUCAUCGCAGGUUUACAGUGGAGUCUGCUCUACCUUAUCAAGUUUCCUGACAUCCAGGCUAAAAUUAAUCAGGAAAUGGAUGAGAAGAUUGGCCCCGACAGACUGCCGAGGUUUGAGGACAAGCCAGAAAUGCCCUUAACAGAGGCUUUUCUAUAUGAAGUAUUCAGGCACACGUCGUAUGUUCCCUUCACAAUACCGCAUUGUACCACAGACAACAGUGUCCUGAAUGGAUAUUUCAUUCCCAAAGACACCUGCAUUUUCAUCAAUCAGUAUCAAGUGAACCAUGACACAGACCUAUGGGGCGAUCCUGGCUCCUUUCGGCCUGAGAGGUUUCUAGACAGUUCUGGCCAUCUGAACAAGGACUUGACAGAAAAGGUGAUGAUAUUCGGGAUGGGUAAGAGGCGUUGCAUUGGUGACAACUUUGCCCGGCUAGAGAUGUUCAUCUUCCUCACCACGCUCCUUCACCACCUCCAGAUUGAAAAUGUGCCCGGCCAGGAGCUCGACCUCACUACGGAGUUUGGCCUGACCAUGAAACCCAAGCCAUAUAAAAUAGCUGUCCUGCCACGCCGUUAGCACCAUAGCCUUACUCUUAGCAGUGUUCGCAUAAUAGUGUUCUUCUCAGUGUUGUUAGCACCACAGCCUUCCUCUUCACAGUGUUAGCAUAAUAGCCUUCCUCUCAGUGGUGUUAGCACCAUAGCCUUUCUCUUAGCAGUGUUAGCAUAACAGCCUUCAUCUCAGUGGCCUUAGUUUUCCUUUAAUCAGAGUUAUUAUCACAGCCUUCCUCUCGCUGGUGUUAGCACCAUUGCUUUACUCUCAGCAGUGUUAGCAUAAUAGCCUUCUUGGUGUGGUAUUAGUGGUGUUAGCACAAUGUCUUCCCCUCAAUCUCAUUACCGUAGGGAAAUGUGAAGCUUUUACUGUCCACAGCUCUACUGCAGCAACAGAUCCAGGAUGUCAUAAGCACGUAUACCCUGUGAGUUUUAUCAAGAGAAGGAGAUGAUUCAUUAAAACCGAACCAUUUAAAUUUUAUUUAUCUUUGUUAUAUAAAGUUAUAACUAUAUACUGUGUGGUCAAUAUUCAAAUGAAUAAUCUUCUAUAGAUUUUUAUAUAUUUAUUUUCUUUUUCUGUUGACCUCAAUACUAUGGAAUAUAACAGCAAUGUAUAAGUCUACUGUAGCAUUGUCCUGUCCUGUGUUUUUUACAUGUUUUUUUAGCAGACAAAUGAAUUAAAUUAAACGAUCAAAUUAGUAAUUGAAAAUUGAGCAUUUAUAGGAAUAUGUAUUAUAAACAAAAAGGAGGGCCCAUUUCAAACAAAGAUAACAAAUUAUGUCAUAUGUGAGGUAUGAUUGCUACUUUUCAUAACGUACAUUUAAUAGUGCUUUCUUGAGCAAUUUCAACUUUUUUAAAACUUCUUGAUGAUUUCUUUGGCUGAGAUGUCUAAAAUGUGUUCAUUACAUUGAAACAUUCAGAUUUUUUUUUUCCUGAGACGGAUAAGUGUAGAGGGAACAUAGCGUAUCCUUAGCGAGUUCAGCGGGACAAUGCCUGCGCAUCAGGGACGGUGUUCUUAACUGCGGGAUUGGGGAGCUGCCUUCGGCGUGUCUAAAGCUAUUAGCUUAGCCAGUCUCCGCGCUAGUCGCGCUGCUGUCCUGUCACGACAGAUUCUGAACAUCUUCAUUUUCUCCCUCCCCCGGGGGCUGCGAUUAGAAUUAGUCUUUGUGUUUAAAAGGCCUUUUACAACUCGUACAAAACGGGCCGCGCAGAGAGAAAGCGGGACCGCCGAAAUUGGGCUGAAGUGAGUAAAUUGGAAAAGCGAUGCGUGGUGGGAGACUUAAACCGGAACUAAACUUCCGUGACGGAAUUUCAUUAAAUUAGACGGAUAUCUUAACAAGUUAAUCAAGCAGUGAGAGGCGGCCUGAAUUGGGCUGGCUCCCUCUCCACAGGUUCUGGCCUGGGCCAGGCCUCUAUGGAGACAGUAGCUAGGGACGGGACAGUGGAACACCCCGGGUUUGGAAAACGACCACAGAGUAAUUAAGCCAUCACGAAUCACCAGAGCCCGAGGGCUUGACGGGGUCAGAUCUUUACCUGGUGCCAAGGUGAGGAGAUGCUACACUCAUUUUAGCUCUAGUUAAUCUGUAACACCCCCUCAAAAUUGGCCUUGUGCAUUGUAAAUUCCCAUCCAGUGUAUUUUAGCCAUCUUACACCCCUCUGCUGUAAAAUACUGAUGUAAAAACCUGUUUUUGGAUGCAUUUAGUAGCAUCCAAUGGAUAAGGCAGAUUCAUUAUGUAGGCCUAUAUGCUUUUUUAAAUGAAAAAGAUAUGGAGGUUACUAGUGCACCUUAGUCACCUGAGCACUUGCCUGUACAGUGAUUGAGUCUGCUUAUGAUAGUAGUUAAGAGUCGUAUAGUAGUUAAGAUAGUACGAUAGUCUUUCAGAAAGAGAGAAAAUAGCCUAUGCACCUUAUAUAAUAUAUAACCAUGUGUGAAUUGUAUGGAAUGUAUGCUUUAACAGUUUUGUAAUGACUGUGAUUUAAUACUACUGUUGGGUAAUGUCAAGCAGCUUUGACAGCUAACAUAGCUGUCCAAUAAACAGCAAGAAAGUCUGACAUAAUAAA
Molecule: messenger RNA, 3714 nt
Organism: Conger conger (European conger)
Lineage: Eukaryota; Metazoa; Chordata; Actinopteri; Anguilliformes; Congridae
Product: cytochrome P450 1A1
Exons: 7
Coding region: 137-1681 (514 amino acids)
Biological process (GO): progesterone metabolic process; hormone biosynthetic process
Molecular function (GO): heme binding; iron ion binding; oxidoreductase activity, acting on paired donors, with incorporation or reduction of molecular oxygen, reduced flavin or flavoprotein as one donor, and incorporation of one atom of oxygen
Source: RefSeq, a predicted model, not a curated record